CAGCAAUCUGGCAACCCUGCUAGUUGCAAGGAAGUGGCCUUUUUGCUCCUUCAAAUUCGCAUACAAACGGAAUUUAGAUGACAGAGAAACGGCACUAAAUGCCAAGAAAAAGGGAGAUAAAACUACAAGAUAUUAUCCUUUCAAAUGCCUCGUGGUUUCAGCAGUGAAAUGGAUUUACAAUAUUUAAACAACGCGAUGAAAUUCGUCCUUCCACAAGUCAGGUAUGUCAUGGCUGUGUAAUACGUAUUUAAACUAGCGCUGCCCACCGAACGGUGAUUUUUUCAACCAUUUUAUAAAAUGUUUAAAAAGCUAUAAAUAAACAUUUAAUCACAAUUAAAAAGAAACUUUAACUUAAUAUAAACACCAAAGUUUAAUGUGGUUUAUACCAAUCAAUAAAUCAUUUUAGGAAGCUUGAGGGAACUGACUAAAUUGGUGUUAAACAGUGAGUCAGUUUCCUCAAACAUUUCUUACAAAUCCUUCAAAACUUAGAAUUUACCUUUGCAAAAUUCCUACUGUGAUCACAGAAACUUUGAUAGUGUAAACCAGGCUAAAAAUAUGACCUGACAAUAAUUUUAAAAAGAUCAGGACUUUGGCACGAUCAUGCUUACCCUGGGGUGAUGGGAGUAACUGGAUCUGGGGUUCCUGGGGUGGCUGAUGAUCUUGAACCCAACCGAAGUUCUCGGCUUAGUUCAUCAUUGUCACCAGGUUGAAAUGACAUUUUUUGUUCAGCUGGUGGCUGUUUCUCCUGAGCGUCCCAGCUUCGUGCUACAAUGUUUAAACGGAUAAAAUGUGUUAUAUUCCUGAAGAGGUGGUGUCCUGAGGCCGGUUGUUCAAAGGUGGGUUAGCACUUAAACCCUGGAUUAAAAUUAAACCUGCUGUUUUAGUUUGUGUAUUUCUGCACAUCUGUUUAUUUCAAAACUUCAGAGAAGUAAACUCCUACUUAUCCAGAGAAGAUCUCUGAAGAAAUAUUUCCAAAUUUAUAGACAAGCUGUCAAGAAGUUUGCUUUGAAUUUUAAAUUAACCUGGGGUUAAGCUAACCCAGCUUUGAACAACCAGCCCCUGAGGAUGUGACUGCAGGGCUUCCAACUGAUCAUAAUUUCACCUCAAUCAAUUGAAAUUUUAUUUGUCAAGGCCAGGGGAGAGCAAUGAUGCUCAAUGGAUUAAAAGUUAGUUUAGGUGCUUUAUAUAGACUUGAGUUGGUUAUUAAGCCAUUGAGCGCCAGGGCUCUCUCCUUGAUGAGUAAAAUCGUCUGCCAUUAGACAGAGUAAUAUAAUAAAGUAGGGUGCAUUAGGGCACAAUGCAACUUAAUGGGUUAAUUACCGCCUCGAUAUUUCUCCGCCUCGAUAUUUCUCUGUGAUGCUCUCAUUUGAGUUUCAUCUCCAUUUUGCAUUUGAAAUAAUUCAUCAAAGUCGUGUGUGGGAACACGAGUGUCAUUGUUCCACUGCGGUUGAGAUUGGGGUUCAUCUCUAGGCUUAUUUGAAGACCACGUUUUGUUUUUAGCAGUUUCAAAAUCAUUUCCUGUCCACGUUUUCAAUGGACUCUCUUGUUUUCUAGUUUCCUUUUGUGCUACCCCGGCUGACCACGAUGCAGCAAGUUGAUUGGAUCUCCUCUCAUUACCUAAUAUGGACAACUAAACUUAAGGUAGGUCAUUUCAUAAUUCUACUUUAUACAUAUUGUAUUAUUUCACAUACUGGGGUUGUUGAUCAGUAGUUAAGGCAUGUGUUUUUCAUCUCUGUGACUUGUCAGGUUUGAUUCCUGUAAUAUCCAGUUGUCUGAUUAUAAUUUCACCUCAGUCACAUUUCACAAACACCACACAUUUUCCUCAGGUGAUUUGGUUUCCUCUGGUAGUAAUUAACACUAGAUCAAUAAGGGGCAAUUCUUAUUCAACCCAUAGAUUGAACAGUUCAGAACUGAUAAACCUAUCCAGUAUAAAAAGGGAUUUUUUUCACAAAAGCAUUAAUAACUGACCCUUCUUUUCUGACCGAGGUGAAUUUCUGGAUGAUGGCCUGGGUGACAAAUGACCAUUCUAAAAUAAAUUAAUCAUAAUUUGAAACAUCUGCAAAUGGUAAAACUGCUAAUAUUGACAAGCAGCGAAUUUCUGUACAAACCACAAAUCAAUUCACACAAACUUACAAAACUAUUAUCUAGUUGUUUUGAUUGUUUUUUAUGAAUUCCUUGUAAAACUUUGAUUAUAUAACCAAUAGGAUCAUCCGGUGUAUCUUGAAUAACUUGAGCCAUUAGAGACUGUUGGAUAGAAUACAAUUUUAUACAAACAUGUACAAAAUCGAACAUAGGGGGCUGUCAACAAAUAGAUUGUGUCCUGUGAUGGCAGGUUUUAUCUGUGAUGGGGGUAGGGGGAAUGUAAAGACUCUGCAAUACAUGCUUCUGGAAAGCACAUCACCUUGGACUGGAUAUAGAACCUCGUUUUCGUGAUUGAGAUGUACACAAAAACGAUGCUCAAUAGCCAAAGUGGCAUAUCCUUUCUGGAAGGGUGUAUCACACACUGAUUAGACAGAUUUAGAUCGAGGACGCGGACGUUAAAGACGACCUGAAAAUGGUGUGUUGGGUCCAUGUAUGGAUAUGCCGCACCAUUAUGACACCAUUUUCACAUUGUCUUUGACGUCUGUGAUCUAAAUCUGUCUAUUGACUUUUCUGUGAGGAAAAGCUGUUUCUGGCUUGUGAUUGGCUGUGCUAGGGAGAGGGGCAUGCGGGCAGGGAUUAUGGAACAAGCUGUCACUGCAGAGGGAAAUCUAUUUGUCUGCCACCCCUAAUAAAAAGUUUAAAGAAUUUACAAUUUUCAGAAAUACUAUCAUUACUUUAUAUAUAUUCUGCGGAAAUCUAUAUUAUUUUAAUAAAUUUUGUCCAAACAGAAUCAUCGAACAGAUCCUACGUUUUUGUGGAAGGCAAAAGUCUUAUAAGCAUUAUGAAAUCCCACCACAAUCUAUUGUAUAAUCUGAAUUGGUCAGCCAGAAAAACGUAUAUAUAAAAGCAACAAAGCUAGAAGCCCCAUGGGGGCUAUUUAUGAUUUUGAAUAUUUUAAAAAUUACAUUAUACCUCAAACAAAGGGCCGAUUUUGUGCUUUUUCAAAUAAUUCUGAACCCGAACAGCUGCCAUAUCGUAUUAUUUUAGCAAUCGAGCAAAUUUAAAGGUCCCAAAAUUCAAUUUGGAGUGACACUUUACUCGAGUAAAUAAACUCGCUUCACAGCCGCCAUAUUACUAUUUAUGUGGAAACCAUAGUAACGCUGACGACAGCACUUAAAUAUCACGUGGUUUUUAAUUGUUGGUGUGUGAAACUUAAAAAAUGGCGGGUAACAAAUAACAUACAUUCACGCCAAAAAUACUACUUUAUUUAAGAAAGGAACUAAACUGCUGGAAAGGGCACAUAUAAAUUAUUACAUUUACAAAUUUUGAAUAGAUUUGGAUAAAUACAGAACGGAUAGUAAGCAUUUCAAAAUUGUUAAAAUCGGAAUAAAAUAUUGCAUGUUUUGAGGUUUGCGCGUGAGAAGUUUGUAUAAAUGUCAUUCCUAAAUUUAAUAAUCUCUAAAUCUACUGCCGGAACACGUCUACGCCUGUCACCGAGCUUUGAGGCUCGAAUUAGCUCAGAGUUAAUUUCUUUUAAUUAAAAAAACUGCCGUCAAUGACAAGCGAUUUCGCAAGCUAAUACGCGUUUCACGUGACGAUUAAUGUCAAUAUUAUUUCGGAGAAUGUUUGGUCAAAACGCUUCCGAAUUAACAUAAAUUGCAGUGUAAUUGCAGUAUCAUAUAUCACUUUGAAGUGCUAUUGUGCUAAAAAUACGCACAGAGCCAGCGAACUAAGUGUUUUCGCUCUUUGGAAGAGAAAAAUGUGAAGGAUAUUUUAAAAAAGGAUCGGUUUUUAGGCUAAAGAAGUCUGGAAUGGAUUUGGGUUUUUUGAGGGUAGUUUUUCUCGUCCUUAUUGGCAUAUCAGGAUGUAAUACUCUGACAACCGUAGUUAGUACGACAGGUGAGAAUAGACUAGCAAAUUAGCGAGUUUCACUGAGCUCUUUCGUCAGCAGAUCGUCGUGGUCAGCCUGUAAUUAUGAGAAUGAGAAAGUAAUGUCCAUUCUUGCAUAAUAUGUGAUACUCUUGUAUUUGGUGGCAAAUAAAUAGAAUUGAGAGAUAUAGUUUCAUUUUCUUGCUCGUAUAAAUGUCAACAUUUCUAGAGUUGGCCACCAUCUGCUGCCCUGUGACGCUGACUGAAACGAACAAAGUUAGUCGCGAUAAAAAUUCCUCCGUCGGCUUAAAGCUACUUUAAUUGCGCUUAAUUUUAACAUUAUUGAUUUUACAGAUUAGCACCAAAACUAACAAAUAGAGUUGACCUCUCUUAGUCAAAUUGUGGAUCAUAUUUCAUUGAAAGUUCUCUCAAGCCUGGAAAUUUAAUGUGGGAAAUAUGUAGUAUUCUACAAUAAGCUGUCGUGGUUUGUGUCUGAACUACCUGAAAAAGAUAUCUCAAACGUGCGGUCCAGUUUAGGUAGUAUUCUGCAAUAAACUGCCGUGGUUUGUGCCUCAAAUACCUGUAAAAAUAUUAAAGCUCUUCUUUAUAAAUAGAUUUAAUAUUGCCGAGACUAGACGCGCGUACAUGUCAUAAAAAGAUUACAGUCAUUUCAAUUAUAACGUAGUGCGGUUGUUUCCUAAAGAGGGAAAUAAAAAAUAUUUUGUCGUGAUACGAAUGGGUUUUUUUUGUCCACUAUUUGCUUUAUAGGAUCCCUUUUCUUUCAGUUCCGCCAAACGUCCACCGACAUAAUUUUGGUAAAACUCCACAGGCGCUUGGAAAAUCAACAAACAUUAACAAAACAAUUACUAGUAUCGCUUAAAACACAAACAUGGUUCCAAAGUUCAACGCAAGGUCAUCACACAAGUGACACGACCUGAAUGUCUCCUUGCUAGCUAUAUGAGACAAAUCAGUUACUAUAUGGACUAAACUGACUUUAUUUAUACUGGAUAGCUCUAUCAGUUUUAAACUGUUCCCCCUAGAGGUCCAGUAAGGAUCAUCCCUUAUUGAUCCAGUGUUACUACAGGAGGAAAACUAAACUAAACCAACUUUAUUUAUACUGGAUAGUUCUAUGAUUUCUAUCAGUUCUAAACUGUUCUCCGUAGAGGUCCAGUAAAGGAUCGUCUCUUAUUUAUCCAGUGUUACUACAGGAGGAAACCUAAAAUAAACUAACUUUAUUUAUACUGGCUCGGAUAGCUCGAUCAGUUCUAAACUGUUCUUCCUAGAGAUCCAGUAACGAUGAUCUCUUAUUGAUCCAGUGUUACUACAGGAGGAAAACUAAACUAGACUAACUUUAUUUAUACUGGAUAGUUCCAUCAGUUUUAAACUGUUCCUCCUAGAGGUCCAGUAAGGAUCAUCUCUUAUUGAUCCAGUGUUACUACAGGAGGAAAACUAAACUAGACUAACUUUAUUUAUACUGGAUAGCUCCAUCAGUUUUAAACUGUUCUUCCUAGAAGUCCAGUAAGUUUCAUCAUCCGCAUUUCUAAUUGCACAUUGGUCCAAUAUUACUACAGGAGGAAACCAAACUUGGUAAAACCUAACCGGAAGCUAUCUUCACACAUGCGAACCCCGUUGUUGCGUUUAAAUUCAAUUUUUUCAUAAUCAUCUUUUCCGUUUUCUAGCUAUAAACAAGACAAUCCUUGCUAGCAGCAUAACACCAUCACAAACACCAAAGAUAACAUCGACACCAUCAAAUGCAACCAUAAUAUCCUCCCUUAGCAUUUCAGCUCACAAUGGUACAAUUCAUAACAGUUCCAUCAUGGUAACCAGUACUCUACAUAAAGGACCACACCCUACCUCAACUCCCACAACACAGGUCAAACCCACCUCUACACCAUCACCACCAAAACCAGGUUUCUGUGCGAAAUACAACAGACAACCCUGCCAAGACGUUCUGAACCGAUCGUGGACACAGUUCAACGAAACCGAAAGAUAUUUCGAUUCCAAACUCGGCAUAAAUGGAUCAGAAAUGUUCCUUUCCUUAAUGCUCCAAGAAAGUGACAGACAAAUCACAAACGAUCCAAGAUGCAAAUGGCUGAUUGAGGUCGCCCUCUGCCAAUAUACUUUGUCACCUUGCAUGCCAGACGAUCGCCCCGUUUCGAUCUGUCGCGAGGACUGUGAAAGCUUAACCCAAGAGUGCAAAGUUUCUCUGAACAGAUUAAUCGGUUCUGCUGACAUACUUACGAAUAUAAAAAAAUAUGAUUUUGCACAUUUGGUGUUGCCUACAAACUGCUCGUAUUAUCCUUCAGGAAAGACUGGCAAUCAUUCGUGUGUUUAUAUUGGAUUAUUUGGUAAGUACACGUUCGCUACAGUAAUGGUCAUACCUUUUUCACCAGACGGAAUGUUCAAGAUUAUAUUUUCUUCACUAUAACAUUUUCUAGAUCAUUCAAAGACGAGUUCAAAAACAAGCCAAGAAAUUUUAUGGAUUUCUAUUGGAGCUGGCUCGGCAUUCCUCCUUAUCCUUCUUUUCAUCAUUAUUCUAACAUGCUGUAAAAAACAACGAAGAAAAAAGCUAGAAGAGGGGAUAGAACUUGCAGAAGUAACGCUGCGACCAAAAAGCACAGUAGACUACGCUUCCACAAUGAAAGCAAGACUCUCGCAAAUGUUAGAAAUGCGUUCGUCGUUGUCCUCCAAGAUUGCAGAGAUGUUCGACCCGAGCAAAUUAAAGCAGUUCUCCUUGGAUAAUAUUGAAUAUAUAUCUGAUUUAGGCGAAGGACAAUUUGGAUUGGUUUUUAAAGGUAGAUUAUCUUACUUGCGGUUAUGCUUAAGCUUGGGAAAUUAAACCAGUGCAAUCCAGAAGACAAUCCUUCUAUGACUAUGAUUAAAUCUAUGAUUGAACAUAAAAAACUUAGUCUGUAAUAUACAACGCAGUAUUUAUAUAUCUCAUGGACAUAUUGUAUCGUGUUAAACCCUGUACAGAGGAGCCGCCAUCUUUUCCUUAACAAGUUUUAUUUGACCUUGUUUCUAUAAGUUUUACCUUUGUUGUUCAUAAUUUAUUUCUUGUAUCCAUUUCUCAAGGAUAUAUACAAAAUAUCAAAUUAACCUUUUGUAUAUAUCCUUGAAAAGUAAAAACAAUUUAGGGCAAGUGUGUAGGGCAAGACAAGAAAUGCUUCUAUGGUUUUAGCAAACAAAAGGCAGCCUUGGCGUGAGACUAAAUGAUUAUAAUACUCUGUAAACAAGAGCAACAAAACUUGUCAAGAAAAACUUGUUGACCUUACACACGAGAAGGAAAACUUGUUAAGGAAAACUUGGUUGUCUGUACGGGACUUUAACCUGUAAUGUUUGAUACCGUUUUAGGUGCGGCUUCAGGCAUUGAUGAUUGCGAAGAAGCCUCAGAACAAACGAUCGUUGCUGUGAAAACAUUAAAGAAAGAUUCCAACGAAUCCAGUCAAGACGAGUUUAACCAGGAAGUCGCCUUAAUGUCGGUUCUUGAUCAUCCCAAUAUUGUCAAGCUGUUGGCCGUCGCGACCGAGGAAGAACCAUACUGUAUGAUCUUUGAAUUCAUGGAAUUUGGAGAUUUGAAUCAAUUUCUUAGAAAGAUUAAACCAAUUGAUGGAUCUGAGGAAGUUCCUGGUAAGAAAUACGGACCUUUAGGAACAACAUGCAGAUCUAAUCCAGUAUAAAUAAAGUUAGUUUAGUUUAGGUUUCCUCCUGUAGUAACACUGGAUCAAUAAGAGAUGAUCCUUAUUGGACCCUCUAGGAAGAACAGUUUAGAACUGAUGGAGCUAUCCAGUAUAAAUAAAGUUAGUUUAGUUUAGGUUUCCUCCUGUAGUAACACUGGAUCAAUAAGAGAUAACUCUUACCGGUCCUCCGGAGAAAACGUUGCUGAUAUAUCCAGUAUAUAGAUGAAGUUAAAUUUGACAUCAGUUUGCUUAUUAUUUAGAACUGGAACUAUGUUUAGAAGAUUCUAUCAGUAUUUGUCAACAAGUGGCAUCAGGCAUGUCGUAUCUCGCUUCCUUGCAUUUUGUCCACCGUGAUUUAGCCACAAGAAAUUGUUUGGUUGGCACAGGACUUGUUGUUAAAAUUGCAGACUUCGGAUUAGCUAGAGAUAUCUAUUCUUCGGACUAUUACAAGGUACGAACUGAUAGAGCUAUCCAUCGUAUAAACAAAGUUUAGUUUAGGUUUCCUCCUGUAGUAACAUUGAAUCAAUAAGAGAUAAUCCUUACUGAACUUCUACAAAGAACAGUUUAAAACUAAUAGAUCUAUCCAGUAUAAAUAGAGUUUGUUUAGUUUAGGUUUCCUCCUGUAGUAACACUAGAACAAUAAGAGAUGAUCCUUACUGGACCUCUAGGGAGGACAGUUUAGAACUGAUAAAGCUAUCCAGUAUAAAUAAAGUUAGUUUAGUUUAGGUUUCCUCCUGUAGUAACACUAGAACAAUAAGAGAUGAUCCUUACUGGACCUCUAGGGAGGACAGUUUAGAACUGAUAGAGCUAUCUAGUAUAAAUAAAGAUAGUUUAGUUUAGGUUUUCUCCUGUAGUAACACUGGAUCAACAAGAGACGAUCCUUACUGGACCUCUAGGGAGAACAGUUUAGAACUGAUAGAACUAUCCAGUAUAAAUAAAGAUAGUUUAGGUAGAUUGGUUCAGUUCAGUUUAGAAACAGUUUAAGACCCAGGAAUAUAAACGUCUAAAAACAUUUUCUACAGGUUCGAGGCGACGCCAUGCUGCCUGUGAGAUGGAUGCCACCAGAAGCAGUACUUCAUGGCAAAUUUACAGUGGAGUCUGAUGUUUAUUCUUAUGGCAUCUUGAUUUGGGAAGUGUUCACGUACGCACUGCAGCCCUACUACGGUUAUACUAACGAAGAAGUUAUUGGUUUUGCUAAACAGGUAAGAUAUCAUUGCCCCAACGUCGUCACGAUGGGUUGUUUCUGUCACAGUCUUUAGUACAUGUGUCUUCCAUCCCUGCAUGUGACCAAGGGUUUAAUUCCUGCAAUAUGCAGAGUUGUCUGAUUAUAAUUUCACCUCGGUCACAUGCGAGAAGAGUGCUUCCAGUUUGACUCUACCAAACACCACAGGUUUUCUCCUAGUAAUCUUGUUUCUUCCUGUAGUAAUACUGAGUCACUACGGCGUGACCCUGGAUCUCUAGGAAGAACAGUUUAGAACUGAUAGAUCUAUCCAAGUAUAAAUAAAGUUAGUUUAGUUUAGGUUUCCUCCUGUAGUAACAUUGGAUCAAUAAGAGAUGACUCUUACUGGACCUCUAGGAAAAACAGUUUAGAACUGAUAGAGCUAUCCAAGUAUAAAUAAAAUUAGUUUAGUUUAGGUUUCCUCCUGUAGUAACAUUGGAUCAAUAAGAGAUGACUCUUACUAAUGGACCUCUAGGGAGAACAGUUUAGAUAACUCUUACUGUGGACCUCUAGGGAGAAUAGUUCAGAACUGAUAGAGCUAUCCAGUAUAAAUAGUGUUAGUUCAAUUUAGUUUUAGCGAUGUUAUGCUCACCAAUACCUUCUACCAAUUAGGGUGUAUUGCUGGGCCAACCAGAUGACUGCCCGAAUCAUAUUUAUAAUUUGAUGCUGGAUUGCUGGAAUAGAACGUCCGAAAAACGACCUGAUUUUACGAUGAUUAUCAAACGACUUGUCAAGGAUCCACCGGUGUCCGACUACUGCACGCCCAGGACUUUGUCAGUCACCGCUGAGGAGCCGGGUGAAAAUGUUGCAAUGACACUUGAUGAACCAGUUGGAAAAAUUCCAGUGCCAAAACCAGUCAAACCAGAAAGUAUGUAGCGACGUUUCUUCCUAUUUCGAGGGCCUUACAGAAUUCCUGCAAUACGCAGUUGUCUCUGUUAUAAUUUCACCUCAGUAUUCACAUGUGAAACCAGUUUAGAACUGAUAGAGCUAUCCAGCAUAAAUAAAGUUAGUUCACUUUAGGUUUCCUCCUGUAGUAACACUGGAUCAAUAAGAGAUGAUCCUUACUGGACCUCUAGGAAGAACAGUUUAGAACUGAUAGAGCUAUCCAGUAUAAAUAAAGUUAGUUUAGUUUAGGUUUCCUCCUGUAGUAACACUGGAUCAAUAAGAGAUGAUCCUUACGGGACCUCUAGGGAGAACUGUUUAGAACUGGUAGAGCUAUCCAGUAUAAAUAAAGUUAGUUUAGUUUAGGUUUCCUCCUGUAGUAACACUGGAUCAAUAAGAGAAGAACCUUACCGGACCUCUAGGAAGAAUAGUUUAGAACUGAUGGAGCUAUCCAGCAUAAAUAAAGUUAGUUCAGUUUAGGUUUCCUCCUGUAGUGACAUUGGAUCAAUAAGAGAAGAUUCUUACUGGACCUCUAGGAAGAACAGUUUAGAACAUCAACUGAUAGAGCUAUCCAGUAUAAAUAAAUUUAGGUUACCCCUGUAGUGAUACUAUAUGACUCCCACAUUUUUUAAAAUCUUCAGAUCAUUAUGUGUUACCUGGUGCUAUCGUUAAUUGUGGUUUUAAGUCAGAUAACGGUGAAUGCAGCAAUGGAAAAGCCGAAACCUUACCAGUUGUUCAUAAUAAAAGUGAAAAUGAAGGUGAGUGGUAUUGUUUAAGUUUAUGAAUUAUAUAGCUUUCGGUAAGAGUUCAGGGCAGCAGAUGGUAAUCAACUUUUCCUGGGCGGCAAGAAAAUGAAACUAAAUCUCUCUCUUUUAAGCAUAGAAUGAUGCCCUCUCCAAGGUGUUGAUUUCAUUUUUUCUAUGUUUUUCAGUUCUCGCGGAGAGAUAUUCCAAUAUUACUGCCGUAUGACAAAAUUUUCACAAGAGACAACAGCGCAGUUUGCAAAUAUAUGAAUAUGAUCAAAAUCAACAUGAUCAAUAUACUUCUAGUUUUAACUCAAGUAAUUCCUUCACGCUCAAAGUUCAUCUUUGACUUGAAAAAAUUUAGGGAUAAAGAGACCUUAAUGAUAUUAACUUUUUUUUACAAACAGAGUUCAAAAUUAUCAAGUUCUUUGGUAUACUAGAUUUUUAGCAACUAAAUUAUUUAAUGUAAAAAUUCUUUUUCGAAUGAAGAAGAUGUUGAAUUUAGAAAUCAUGAAUAUUUAAGAGAAAAUAUUAAUUUGAUUUUAUGGCAACAAUACUAUUGAUGAUAACGUUUUGUUCCCAAAAUGAAUAUAAUAUAACAAGGCAAUUAUCAGGAGAUUAUAUCGGAAUAAUCGAUGUAUCGGGAAAAUUGCAACAUUUCUGUUACAUUGAUGUCACUUGUACAGCAUGCAUAUAUAGAUGUUAUUAUCACUAUGUUAAAAUUUUAUACACCUUUUUAUCUUUUACACAUCGUUCAUAAAAAAUGUCACAAGCUUAAUUUUAUUAAAUUUAUUUUAUGAAACAAUCGUAUUUACAUGUUUGACAUGUUAAGAUAUAAAACACAUGACAAUUAGUUGGGUCUUAAAUUUUGUUACAUUCUUGCGACGGGCAGUUCGUCUUUGCGGAAGAGAGUGAAUCUCGCCCAUUCUAAAGUGUUAGUAGUAGUUGUUGUUAAAGUAAGUUCUUUAAAACUCAUUCUGUAUGGAUAUCUGUCUCUUUACUACAUAAAUGUGUCAGUGUCGUUUAAAAAUUAGUACAGUUUUAAUUUAGCUAUUAUUUUUUCGAGUCGUGCUGUUGAUAAAUGUUCUAUAUAUCUUUCCUUUGAGUUGUAGCUAGUAGUGAGUUUCGCAACCAACAACGGCGACGGCAGAAUACAAAUGACUUCUAUACUUUUGUAUAAUACAAAUGACUUCUAUACUUAAUAGAAUACAUGGUUUGGAGACUCGAUGAAAGUACAAUAUAACUCAUUAACUAUGUUGGUUUCGGUUUAUGCAAGAAUUUGGGCCUAUCUCGUCACGUGUGUAUUGUAUUUUUUCCCGCACAACCAAUAGCAAUGUUUAAAUUGAGCAUUUGUUCAAGUUACGGAUGGAUAACUCAACCACAAACUUGUUGUUGGUUAUUUGAGCGAAAAUACAACACAGUCAACACACACGUGAAGGAGAUAUAUAGGACCAAAUUCUUGCAUAAAGCUGGACAAUAACAUAGUUAAUGAGUUAUAUUGUACUUUCAUCGAGUCUCCAAACCAUCUAUUAAAAUAAGUGUGAUCCACUCGAUCAAAAGAAGAGAAUCGCACUAGAAAUCGCAUGGAAAAUUGCAAUUGCUGUUUUCGUGGUCAUGCGCAUUGAAAUGAUCGAUAAAUAACGUAGCUGUUGAACAUCUACGGCGUAUUAGAAUGCUUAGAGUAAUAAAUAUGCUAUUGUUGAUGGGUACGUUCUGUUGCCGCGUUGUAUUUGCCAAACUCCCUAUUAAUUUCAAACGUACGUUUUGUUCAUUCUGGUCAGUGGAGCGUCAGAUCGACUACUUUCUGCUCGUCUCACUACAGCAUCAGUUUCACGUUCCGUGUCCGAUUCUAAACCAGAGUUGACGCUUCCUCGACUUCCAGUGCUCGAGCGUUCCUUCUCUACAGGCUCGUGUUCGAGUUUAUUUGAGUCUUGUGCUCGAGAUGUGAUCAAUGGGUCUUCGUGCGUGUCAUUGCUAGCACUCGAAUCUGCGUCAUUUGCUAAAGGAAACAAAAUGCAUUGAUGACAAAAUAAUGGUUUUUGGACACUCUCUGGUUUAAAAUUUAUUUCACAAGCUUUCACCCGACUGCAGUCUUCAACAAGUUAACAAUGAGAUAAAUUACAACAUUUACAAUGACAGAGUGAAUAUUUCCGCCUACGUAUUUGAUUAAUUGACGACCCUCGUAAUAAGUAGAUUUAAUAUAUAAUAUAAAUAGAAAUUAUUUAAAG
This is a messenger RNA of Paramuricea clavata, 12703 nucleotides long. The record is from the annotation of a GenBank genome assembly. Lineage: Eukaryota; Metazoa; Cnidaria; Anthozoa; Malacalcyonacea; Plexauridae.